AUUAAGUCUCCGAUUCGAUUUGCCUAAACCACAGCAGAGAUACUGAUCGGCUCUUCAAUUUUCAGAGUGAUUGAAAAUGGGUUACACCAAAGAGCAAUUGCUAGCUUGCUUACAGGAGCUUCAAAUAGAUUUUGCCCAAUAUGAGCAUCCUGUCGUUUUGACAGUUGAAGCUCAGGCAAAGUAUGUCGGGCACAUGAAAGGUGCAUUGAGUAAAAAUUUAUUCUUAAAGGAUAAGAAACACAGAUUUUAUAUUGUUUCUGCUCUGGCGGAUAUGAAGGUGGAUUUGAAAGUUUUGUCUCAGAGGCUUGGUCUGGGAAAAGGAGGUUUAAGAAUGGCUCCAGAAGAAGCACUUGGAGAAGUUCUUCAGGUUCCUCCGGGUUGCGUUACUCCAUUUGCACUUGUAAAUGACUCAGCAUGGCAUGUUUGUUUGUUGUUAGAUCAAAGAUUCAAAUCUCAAGAAUGUUGUUUCUUCCAUCCAUUGUCUAAUGACACGUCUGUUGCUAUUAAUUCCCAUGAUCUUGACAAGUUUCUGAAUUCAAUAGGAAAAAACCCAGCGUACAUUGACCUGGAGGCAAACCCUCCAGUAGGGAAGGAUCUACUUCCUGAUUUGGCUGGUCUUAUUCCAUCAGAUGCUGUAGUCUUGCCUGACCCUCCAGAAAAAAGGGCAUCUUCUCAAGGUCCCAAUGAGAAUCUUAUCUCAGUCAGUAACAAACCAACAGCCACUGUAGCAAAAGCAGAUAAACCAUCCAAUGCUUGCCGAAAGGAGAAAUCAAGCAGUGCCGUGAACGUGUCAAGCUCCUUUGGUGACCCUGAAAAACUUGUUGAAGAAAUUUUGGAGAAGACGACAUCCAUAGUUCUUUCUGAGAUCAAAGAGGAGAACAUGGAGAAAUAUCGGGAACAAUUGGGUACCAUGGUAUCAAACAGUAUUAGAAAACAGCUUUCUGGGGAGUUGAAGAGCAUACUCUCGAUGUUCAAGAACACAUCAUAUACAGAAGGCUUCUAUGCAGGGACUCGACAUCAGCCCAAAAGAAUGUGAAACUAUCAGCAUUGAUUGUGACAGAUAUAUGAACACCGAGAGAGAAUUGUUUAUUCGACCUUGUGAAUUACGUCUAAAAUUGAUUUACACUUAUUUUUGUUUGAAAUUAGUAACACUUUAUGAUGAAUUCUUAACAGUUCUUGUUGAUUUAACUCUAUGGUACCUGCCUUUGUAAUUCUUGUCCGAUACAUGACAGUUCUAAAUUGACUGCAGUUUUUGUGGA
Molecule: messenger RNA, 1259 nt
Organism: Olea europaea var. sylvestris
Lineage: Eukaryota; Viridiplantae; Streptophyta; Magnoliopsida; Lamiales; Oleaceae
Product: prolyl-tRNA synthetase associated domain-containing protein 1
Molecular function (GO): aminoacyl-tRNA deacylase activity
Source: RefSeq, a predicted model, not a curated record